UUUCUUCUCUUCCCCCGAUAACCAAACAGAAACCCAGAAAAAACACAAAGAGAGAAGCAGAGCAAGGAAAUUCUGUUAAACCACUAAGGGAGAAAAAAAUGUCUGUAGCUUCUUCUUCAAUCCCCUGCGUUAAAAUCUCAAUUUCUUCAUGUUCUUCCUCAGCAACAACUACCUGCUCUUCAUCAUCUUCUUCGUCUUCUUCCUUCAAAUUCUCUGCCACAAAGGCUUCCAUUACCAUAAGGAAUUCAAAAGCUGAAGGACCUCUCAGGAGACCCGUUGCCCCUCCUUUGAGACAACCCUCUGAUCCUGUCAAACCCCUCCCUCCAUCUCCGUCUCCUCCUUCAGCCCCUACGAAGCCGGCCUCAGUGGUUGAGGUAUCCCAGGUAUCGGAUCCUAACGUAAUUACUUUGGAGUUUCAAAGGAAGAUGGCUAAAGAGCUUCAGGAGUACUUUCGGCAGAAGAAGCUCGAACAGGCGGACCAGGGACCCUACUUUGGAUUCAUUGGAAAGAACGAAAUUGCCAAUGGCAGAUGGGCAAUGUUUGGUUUUGCUGUGGGGCUGCUAACAGAGUUCGCAACAGGUUCAGAUUUUGUUGAUCAAGUAAAGAUCCUUCUCUCCAAUUUUGGGAUAAUUGAUCUGGAAUGAUUCUUCUGCUUGAUCUUCAUCACCAUCAUUCCCUUUUAAUUACUGUAAUUGUUGUAAUCAUAUUCAGUCUAUGCUCUGUAACUUUUUGGUGAUUCACUGUAACUUCACUGGUUUUGAUUAUCUUGCAAUGUAUUUUCACUAUUCGUUUU
Molecule: messenger RNA, 793 nt
Organism: Telopea speciosissima
Lineage: Eukaryota; Viridiplantae; Streptophyta; Magnoliopsida; Proteales; Proteaceae
Product: light-harvesting complex-like protein OHP2, chloroplastic
Exons: 2
Coding region: 99-644 (181 amino acids)
Cellular component (GO): chloroplast thylakoid membrane
Source: RefSeq, a predicted model, not a curated record